GAUCAAUCAGGGAUGGCGUCCGACGAAGCUGUCAGAGCUCCCGCAGAGCCGCCUCAAGAGUUCAUCUGGAACAAAUAUCCAAACGGCCAACGUCCUUCGUGACAGCGACAACGACAAUCGUGUCGGCGACGCGCCAGCAAACCUAAACAUUGACAGUCAUCCUGCUGCAAUAGAGGGACGCGAAUACUGUCGAAGUAUCUUCUGGCGCACCUCCGCGAGCCUACCAUAUCCACGAUUGCGCGACCACCCCCAGAUCCGUUCCUCGACCAACUAAAGACAAAGCUCCAUCUGCAAAUUCACCAAAGACAAGCACAACCACUUCGCAGACUGCGCCCUGAAGACCGAACUCUCCUCAUCAACUCCUUGACUCGAUUACUCAAGCGCUGCCUUAAUUUCGACAGCUUCUGGCACAGCACAUACUGCUUGGAACCCUUCAAGGGUAGCCUCAUCACCUGGCACGCGAACGAGUCCUUCCCAUCUGCUUUCGACUGUACCCAGUUCACCCAAGACAUUCACCAGGAUAAACCAAGAUCAAGGCGUGGGAUUGGGCACAAAUUGAGGAAUGGACGGGAUCCUGCUGCAGAUAGACAAGAGGGAGUCACUCGACCGGCACAAAAGUCUACUGAAUCUGUGACGUACCUACGCUCCACCAUUCGGAAGUCAACAGGGUGAAGCUGAGUUAGAAUUGGCCACCUUCACUUCCUUCAACUCAGUAGUUCAAACACAAGUCGGAUCAGCGCAAAGGAAGAAAGAAGCGCAAAGACAGCCCAUUUUGAAGCCGCGGUCCGAGUACCAUUUUCGCUGGAUACCAUCAUUCCGCCUGCUGGGGAGGUCGGCAGCUUCGAGAAGACCGACUUCCGUGGACAGAAGCUCGCAAGACCCAACAUAUAAUCCGGGCACCUUAGAUCCCGCAAUCUUGAAGCCGUAAAACUCCUCCGUUCGCGCUUUUGGCCCUGUAUACCAAAAGCUGAAGGAGACUCCACCAGAAGCAGGUUCUCAACGCGUUCCACCUCGUCGUUCUACAAUACACAUGAAUGCACAAUGUCCGCCUUCACCGCUCUUAAUAUCAUCCCAGAUGAGAACCCCGAUGAUGAGAUUGAUAACACGAAAGAAUUACAAAUCGAGGAAGCCUUGAAACUUUACCAAGUCGCCCUCAAAUUACAUUCACAAGGCCCAGAGCACUAUUCAGAUGCUGCUCAAGCCUAUACGAACCUCUUCAAAUCCGAUAUAUUUACGUAUCCCGAGAGCGAAACCGAGUUUCUUCGGCUUGAUAAAAAUCCCGAUCUCGAAUUUACAGAAGCUUCGCACGCGCUUGGCCUGGAUAUCGCUGCUGCAGUUGCCGAAGCCAGUCCGAGCACUCUUCCUCAGAUCCUAUACCUGUCCUACAAGAAUCAUGGUCAAUUCAUACUGGAUUGUGUCAAAGGUCGUCUUCGUCACGAACCCCUCACAGAUGGCGCUCUCGAUUACCAAGCAAAGGCUGCCGUCGAUAAUUUUGCCCUCGCCCUUGCCAGUGACGAGUCAGACACAGAACUAUGGCGGCGUGCGGCACGGAUAGGUGCUAUGCUGGGCAGCCGCCGUAUCGCGAGAUAUUGUCUAGAGGCAGCAGUCGAGGUUGACGAUGACCCUACUGUCGCUGAGGUUGACCCCAUGUCUCUGGAAGAAGGUUUCGCGGGCGAACAAUUGAAGCAGCAAUUAGACGUACUUUCAGAUGAGACUGCACUGUCGCAUCCUAUCAUGGGUCCAUACCUCAAGAAGACCAUGCCCAAGUUCCUGUCAAAGAACAUGGACCCCUACCCUUUCCUACCAGAUAACACGAAGUCGUUACAGAUCGCGCGAGCCAAGGCUGACCUGGGAGAGACCGGUCCGGCAUCUGUCGUGAUCAAUCUGGAAUAUCGAGGUUGGCUUGCACUUGGCGAGAAAUUAUGCGAAAUGUCUCGUGAGCCAACGGCGUCACGAAUCCUCCUCAAUCUUCCCUCGCCUAUCUCUGAAACCCAAGAGGAGACAGCUCCUCCGGCUGAUCCACCACCUCAAUCUGAUCCUGCUGUCUCAGAAGAUCAGAUUAUGAAAGACGUUGGCACUACAGAAUCUCCUGCUGCAGAAAGUAGUGAGGCUGCUGCUGCAACGCCCGUCACUUCUAAGUCCGAUGAGCCAGCUGUUGAGAUUGUCACAACCACAACUACGGUUCCUGUCACCGAUGGCAGACGACCAUCAAGCGUGUCGCUUCCUACUCGGAAGCGCUCCCAAUCCGCAGCCGGCAUUCGCGAGACUCCAGAAGACGAGAACGGAGCGCAGAAGCGGAGUAAGCGUAUCAGAAAUCGUGACAACACAGAAGGCGCUCCUGUUGACCCUGCAACUCUUUUCGCCGAACAGCUCAAGCCAUUCAUUUCAGCAGAUGAAAAUGUCUUUGAAUUUGUCUCGGAGCUUCUGAACAAGCUUGGUGUUGAUGAUCUGGGGACUUUAGCCGACCUCCAAUCGGCAGUACAACCAGAUGCACCUACCGAACGCGAACAGAUCGUGGCCAAUACUGCUGUUAGAGAUCUUCGUGAUAUCCUCAGGACUUGGGAUGAUCCAAAAGCGUCCACAUUUGUAAAUGGAAAUGCUGCAGACAUUCUCGGGUCGUCCGCUAGCAGUGCGAAUGCUGGUCUUGCAGCUUUCCUUGAUCAAGCAAAGAUUGGGCCCCAGAGACUUACACAUAUUCCAUGGUUCGCUGAUACUGAUGGAAUUGCUGAAUUUUCUGACAGGGUGAACAAUGAAUGGAUGCCAUUCGAGGACGUCGUCUGGGAGUGGCUGUGCGCAGUGUUACCAACGUACCGUGGAACACUUUGGACAGAGCCAAUGAAGGUCAUGGUAGUUCGAAUCAUUACAUAUAACGAUGCAGAGGUCUUCACCCGUCUGCAGAUGGAAAUAGAACACAGCCCUCGCGAUUCCGACAUUCUUGGGACAUGGCAGGAGAUGGCCGAAACAUUAUUCGAACUUCAUAUCGAUAUAUAUUCAAGGAUCACCAAUCCGACUAGCGCCGUCCCAUUCGAGACUCGCCUCCUGACGAAAGAACGCCUAGAUCGAUGGGCCGACUUUGCAGCUGAUGUCAUUAGGACUCGCAAGGAAGAUCAAGAUGAAUCUCUCUCUUCAAGAUAUCUCUGGGCCUCUGUAUUCUACGCCACCAUGGCAGACAGCGUGUCCCGAGAGCACAAAGUCCUCUGCUGGUCCGACCUCCAAGGGCUGCUCCAAGAGUCGAAACAGCCGCCAAUCGAGCUCCAGAAUAAUGCUGUGAUGCCUGAGAUCUCGGUCGAGGCAGCAGAGCGAGAAGUUUCUAGACUCACCACGAUGGAUUUCUUCUUCAAUCUUUUCCAGACUGACCGAUCUGAUCCAGCUGCCAUCAUCGAAACCCUGGAACCUGUUCUUGAUCCUGAGUCUGCUUGUGAAGCCAUAGAGCCAGAAACAGAGGAUGGUGCCGCAGCAGAAGCCACCGACGGAACUCCAGCUGCCCUACGAGACAUGUGGAAGUUCCUAAAGAGUGGAAGUACUUCAUUGCGGCUUUUCCUAUGGCAGAGACUCCGAGAAGCAUAUCUCAGCAUUGGGUACAAUACCAAGGUCUUCUCUUGCCACUUGAAGAGUAUUGAGAUUAUUGUUGCCGAUUUGAGAACUGGCGACUACUUGGAUAGCGCUGACGAUCCUCGAAAACACAAGUUACUUCUUUGGCUGAAGGCGCUUGACGACUUAUUGGUGAAAGCUUUGACUAUCGCUCUCAAUGAUGCGGCAACGUGCUUUGAAAUCAUUGAUGAACGCCAUAUCAAGUCGACCUGUGCUGCACUGGCUCAACUAGCAAGAGUCUUGCACACGGCCGCAAUCUUCGAUGAUGAGAUCAGAGUUGGCAUGACUCAACUUCCACAGAAUGCAGCUUAUGCACCUCACGGAUCCUUCAAUAGCUUUAUCAACAAGCUCCGCGAAAUGCAGGUCAGAACUUGGGCUCUGCAAUACACCAUGGUUAAGGAAGCCAUGAGUCAAAAUCGUGAUAUCUUCCUGACGCCAGACAAUGACCUUGCUGAUUAUCUGGCACUCGUCCAUUUCUCAUUGGGGCUACGCAAGUGCUGCAAGGCCUCCAAUAAGAUUUUCCUCAAGAUGAUGAAAGUAGAGAUGAUUCGCCUGAAGCAUAUUGAGAAGUGGGAAGACUACCUUGGCCAGGUCUUGUAUGACCUCUACGGAAUUCGACUUGGUGUUGGGACUUACCUUCUGGACGAGCAUGGUUGUCCAACAGAGCAACUGGACAGACGUACUGUCUUGAACAUUGCUGAUCAGAUCAUUAUUCUGGCGAACAGAAUGCCAAUGAAGGAUCUCCUGAAGCAUGAGUUGAGAGGUACCCUUGAGAGGAUGCAGACCGCUGUUGGUCCAACGAAAUCUUCUCCUCAAAUGCAACACAAUCUCCGAAACUACACCGAGUACCUCAAGACGUCAAUUCGUCCUUCCGACCUGUACAGAGCGUGGAAAGGUCAGGUCCAGGUGGAUUCGCUACCUGUUGUCACACCAGAGAGCCCACUUGCGGACAAGAACUGGUAUUUCUUAAUGGGGAUGAUUAAUUUGACAAAGUUCCGGGCACAGAAGAGACUUGGUCCUGGGUCUCAGACUGACGAUCUUCGAGUUGCCGCUACAUUCCUGAGACUGCAGCUCCAAUCCAGUGGUGACUUCUGGGAGACGUGGUAUCGACUUGCUCAAUGUUUCGACCAUGAGCUAGAAGAAGAGAUUCUAUGGAGUGCAGACAAGAUCAAUAAUCACCGCCCAGAUCUUGUACGACUUCAACGGAGCUCCAUUCACUGUUACGUCAUGGCAUUGUCUACCGCAUAUCGUACUGCUGAUGACAGCUUUGAGACUGCGGAAAAACUUUCCGAGAUGUACUUUAAUUUCGGCAUGCGGAUCUACUCCGCUUCCAGAGAGCCAUUUGGCAUGGAGGUAUUCUACUUGGACGAAUUCGAGAAGCAUAUGAGCGGAUCUGAUGGGAUGUACAAGAAACCUUUGCAUGAGGAGUUAUCUCGUUACCGUGCGUGGAAUUACGCGUUGGCUCUUUUCAAGGAGUCGCUCCGUGAACGGCCAAGUAACUGGAUGGCUCAUUACAUGGUAGGCAAGUGCCUCUGGAAAGAGUAUUGUAACGCUGGGGCCGAUUGGGAUGAUCGAAUCAAAGCAAGCCGACCACAAAUGCAGGUUGUUCUGAAUUACUUCAUCAACGCGGUCAAUCACGCUCCGAAAAGCAAUAAUAGCAGUCGAUCGGAGCCUUUGCUCGAACCUCAUUACAAAUUGGUCUCCAUUGUUCACAAGCUUGUACUGAUGCAAGACAUGGAACCCCAAGCUGCAGCGGAUCUUCUCCAGAGUCAACCAAUGGCACCUGACAAGGGUGCCUCCGUCACUAUCGCCAAUGCAGAGGAAUGGAAGACUUACAUCUCGAAGAACUUUCACCAUCUUCGAGUGGCCGACAAGCAGCACUGGAAUCAUCGUAUCGUCGCGAGAAUAGCUAGCAUUUUGUACGACGAAGAAAAUCCAAAUUUCGACCAAGCAAACGCUGCUCGCAAUGAGUUGAAAGACUCUAUCUUCACAAAGACAAUGCAUAUCCAAGUGUGGAAGUCUGAUGCCGAACGCCCUGGUCGCCACUGUGUAUACAUGGAACGUUACGUCAAGUUCAUGGUCAAGCUCCUGGUGAUCACGAAUGACAAAGCGAGCCUGGAGAUGCUGGUCAAGAGAGUUCGAAAAAAGAGCAACGAAUUCCAUCGUUUCGAGAAAGUCUGGGCUGAAUGUUGUCUUGCAUAUCUCCGUCUCAUUCGACGUCAAGCAGAAAUCCCUGCGAGCAUCGACGAUACAUUCAAGACCGAAUCCCACGAGAGCUUCGAGAACCUCUCUUCUCGUCUUGAUGACUGGCUUGAGAACCCACGGAUCAGCCAGCCGAUCAAAGAUGCGUUCAAGGAGGUUAAUGAUCUCAAGAAACUCAACGGCACCGCCAUGAAAUCAACACCAAUCGACGACCUCAUCUCUGAUAUUUGGGCUACUCUACACAUCCAAGUCGCCAAAGAUCUCCCUGAUCCAGAUCGUGGGUCAUUAGCAAACCACCAAAUGGAUGGCACUGGCGAGUCAUCUGGUUCUAUGCCAACAAUGCGCAGCUUAGGACCAAUGAGUCUCAACAACCUCGUCAUGGACAUGAAUGGCACCCAGAUUCCAGUCCCCGUCACAUUCGCUGGAUCCGAACCAGCACGUGCUCGUAAAUCCGGAAUCAGUCGUCGCGAAGUCCUCAAACGUGCAGAGCAAGCCUACAGCCGCAUGCCAGAUCUUCCUCGUCCCGCACCCCCACCAGCACGACCUCGUCUCUCAGAACCAUCACCAUCUCUCGUCCUCGGCUCGAAUGAUGGACAGUCCAAACAGCGUCGGAGCGCUAGUGCCGCAGGGUCCACGCCUCGCGUGCAAACUCCGACUCAACAAAACGAGGAUGCUGCUGGCAACCAGGAACAAGGCCAAGAUAAUGAACAGGAGAACGACCAAGAAGACGACCACGACGAAGGCGACGAUCAAGACCAAGACCAAGAUCACUCCAACUCCCACACCCAAUCCCAACAAGACGACGACAACGACUCCCACCACGACCCCAACGCACAACUCUCCCACGAACAAGCCGCACAGCAACAACUCGAAUCCGAACACAACCACCAAACUGAAUCCCAAGCCCAAUCCCGAAAUCAGGCGGAUGCACAAGUUGAAGUCGAGAGCGUCAGAGGUAGUGUCCAUGAUAGUGCGGACGAUGAGAGCGAUCUCUCUGAUCCACCGAGUUUCGACGAUUUCGAUCCAGAGGAACUCUUUCCGGAGGGGUUUCCGGGGGGUUUUGGUGGUGAUGGUGACAGGGAUGGGGGUGGCGAUACGGGGGAGAACGAUGAGGAGGAAGGGGGGGAGGGGGAGGAGGGGGAUGAAGAGGAGGAGGAGGAGGAGGAGGAAGAGGAGGUUGGGGAGAGUGGUGCGGAGGAGGAUGAUGGUGCGGAGGAAUGAGUGAUUGAGUGAGUUGAUGUUAUGAGAUGAGCUUCAGUUUUGGUUUCCCUCCACAUAAUAACUUGUGGCCUACGCAUCGCGUGCAGGGACGAGGAUUGGCAAAUCAAUGGGUUUGAAUUCUUGUCGAUCCCUUAUGUUCGAGAUUAUAUGUUAUGGAUGGUGUAUGUACGAUCAGGGCGUUCGCAGCUGUUUUUCCCUGUCCACAGAUUUCUUCGCCCUGACAGAUAUAACGUCUCACCCUACCAUUCCGCCUACCCCCCUAUUCCGGCCACCUCGCUUAACUCACCGCUAGUUCUUCCUACCUACUUUAAUAAUUAUUAAUUCUAUUAUUCCUUAAUAGAUUUCUUUGAUAUUUAGAAUAUAAAUUGAUCUUAUUAUAAAGCCUUAAUAUACUAAGUAUAAUAUUAUAUAUAUAGUUAGG
Cadophora gregata is the source of this 7435-nucleotide messenger RNA. It is a transcript of the gene HIR3, whose product is annotated as Histone transcription regulator 3. Gene Ontology annotation, cellular component: nucleus; HIR complex. Gene Ontology annotation, molecular function: nucleosome binding; protein binding. Bases 1042 to 7014 code for a protein of 1990 amino acids. Lineage: Eukaryota; Fungi; Ascomycota; Leotiomycetes; Helotiales; Ploettnerulaceae. The record is from RefSeq and is a predicted model, not a curated record. The transcript is spliced from 5 exons. Gene Ontology annotation, biological process: chromatin organization.